This is a messenger RNA of Paramacrobiotus metropolitanus, 1356 nucleotides long. Its product is annotated as thyrotropin-releasing hormone receptor-like. NCBI's taxonomy places the organism in Eukaryota, Metazoa, Tardigrada, Eutardigrada, Parachela, Macrobiotidae. Gene Ontology annotation, cellular component: membrane. Gene Ontology annotation, molecular function: G protein-coupled peptide receptor activity. Gene Ontology annotation, biological process: neuropeptide signaling pathway. The transcript is spliced from 2 exons. The record is from RefSeq and is a predicted model, not a curated record. Bases 91 to 1041 code for a protein of 316 amino acids.
UUCUACGCUAACGAGAGCACUUUGUCCAACGCAUCCUUGGUGGCUUCACCAAGAGUUCAGCCCAGUACGCUUUUUGUGGCUUACUUGUAUAUGGCCUUAGCCAUAUUUAGUUAUAUGAGUAACAGUUUUAUCGUUCUGGUUUAUGCCCGGUCGCCGCAACUCCGAACUCCAUUCAACAGCUAUCUUUUAACUUUAUCUUUAUUGGAUCUCAUUAAGUCGAGCACCAGCAGCGUUAACAAUAUCAGCAACUAUCUAAGAUUCCGCUGGGUUUUCGGCGAAUUUAUGUGCCUGCUCAAUUUAUACUGCGCACAAAUAACAAGCGCUUGCAUUGUUACCAUACACGUGCUAAUCAGCCUUAACCGUCUGUGGGCCGUGACCUUUCCGUUUUCCUACCGAACGCGGCACACGCGUAAACUAGCCGCUGGUUUAAUUAUCGCGGUGGUCGUUGUCCUUAACGCGCUAUCCCUCCCGGUUUUCCUCGAUCACGACUGCCGCUCCCGUACUCCCGGACUUGCACAUCUUUGCAUUUAUAACUUAGGCUACGAUACACUAUAUCGUGGCCUGUAUGGCUAUCUGACUCAUCUGAUCCCUCAAAUGCUUGUCACAAUCAUCUAUCCCAUCGUCUUUUGGAAAGUGAAGAUUUUACGAAAAACACGGGAUGAUAUGGUUAUGCAACCCAUCCAAAAGGCCGAACAGUAUAACUCGCAUUCCGUAACACGGGCCGUGGAUAUCACUGUUGUGGCAGAUAAUUCUAAAAAACAACCACAUAUUCCCGAAGGAAGCGGGUGGCAAAAAAGAAAUCGCCAUUUUACGGUUCUGACCAUCCUUUUUAUCAAUUCGCUUCUCUUCUGGACUCCGGGGCAUGUCAUUUAUUCCUUCAUGAUGACCGCAAGCUUUUUGGAUGUGAGGACGCUGGCUAUUGUCAAUUAUCUGUUCUCACUGGACUGCACAAUGAAUCCGUUUUUGUGUAUGUUGGCUUCUAAGCCGUGGCGGUGUGAAGCCGUUAACUCGGUCGGUCAAAUUCGCCAUUUGUACUCCUAAAACAACCCUCAAGAAAGUAGACAAGCUUCUAGGACGGUGGCUGAAACUUAAACGGACGGACGGUGGUGGACUAAUUACCUUUAGGAAAAAGACGCAGUAAACACUGGAUUGCUAGGUACGUACACUGCACUUUUUUCUUUAUGAAAAAAUGGGAAAACAAUUUUAGAGCUUAUUCAGCCGAAUUUAGCAGAAGUUCACAGAACGCCUCGCAGGAGCGUCAAAGGAGCGUAGUACGCUCCUUUGAUACGUGACAAUAAUAAUAAUAAUUGUGAAGUACGUACAACAAUACGAGUUGAUACAAGUUGUUACAGUAAU